CCCAACUUUGCAGGUAGGUAGCCCCAUCGCCACCACCUGUCGUCCUCGCCGCCGCCGCCACUCAUGCAGAGACUUUCGAAGUAGAGCAGCACCCCAAAGAGCGAGGAGGAAACCGACGUCACCCCAAGCUGCAGCCAAUUUUUUCCCUCUCUCUCCAGCAUAUGAAGGGACACUUUUAGCUUCUGGGUGAGUGCGUGUGGAGAAGGAGCUGCUCUCCGCCUGCCAAAGGAGAGGGAGAGCAAUCAGGGAGCAAUCAGCAACUCCAACCCUCCCAAGGAAGAAGAUUUAAUUUCUGAUCUCAUUUCUCAAGAUCCACCCCCAGACAAAACUCUUCCAGCUUCAAGCCUCUCCGAAUGCUUUUCUCCUCUUCGCUUUGAAGCCAGGACCAAGCUCCCACCCACAACCCCGCACUCAUGGUCUUUUCAUUUCUGGUGGAGAAUUAUGGAUGGGGAAGCAAAGCACCACCACCAUCGCUGACCAGAGGCCUGGCGUGGUGGUAGCAGCGUGAUUUCUCAGGCCUGGAAGCCGAAGAAGUCUGGAAGUCCCCUUCCGUCAGACAUUUCCGAGCAAGCUUCUGAGAGAGUUCCCAGGAGGACUGAACCCAACGGGGCAAGUUAUGCAUCUGCAUGGUUCAGAAGAGGCUGGAGAAGAAUCUCUUGUGACUUUGCCAUGUGUUUUAUAGUCUCUUGUUAGACUUCAGGACUGGUGGCCCACUCUCCCCUUCCCUUUCCCCUGUUUCCUGUGUGGCCAAUGCGAGGGGGAGAAAUGUCUGGCAGCAGAGCAAGGAAGGUCCAGCCGUUCACUAUUACCACCAAGCUUUCCCUACCCAAGUGCUCCCUGGACUUUCCAGGAGACAGCUGCCCCGACAUAGCUGCUCUGGAUAAUCACGCCCUGCACCAAAACCUCAAUGAGCGUGUGUCUCUAUAUCUGACUCGGGCUUCUCCCGUGUCCUCUGAGGGUAGGUUUGACAGCACCAGCCCCAUUGAGGUGGCCACCAAUGAAGAUCGCAUCAACCGCAACUCUCUGUCCCGCUCCAUCAAGAAAAUCACCUUGUCCAACUGGCACGGAGAGCCUAAUCCAGGGGAGGAAACAUCAACUCAUACCCAUUGUGAGAGGAACUGCAACAAUAACAACUGCAGAACAGGGAAAGCACAGUUUAAGGUCCUUCUCAGAAAAGAGGUGGAAAUAGAAGAAGAAAAGCAAGACUCUAAGAGGCCCCAGGCUAGUGGUCAUUCUUCAUUGGGCAGAGUUGCUCCUCUUCACAUGAUGUCAAGCUGUGCUGUUGCAGGUCCCUGGAAGAAGAAUGUCAAGAACAUAGAGGCAGGCGAAGUAGCAGGGCUGAAGCCUUGCCUCCAGAGCAGCCCAGGGCUGGCUGACCUUUCCAAAUGGAGCCCUCACAUAGCUCAGUUCAACUGUGACAUGAUGCAGGCUGAGAAAUGGGUGCGAGCGAAACUCCGAGACCUGAAGGAUGGUUGCAGUAUUCAGGAAUGGGAGCGGGCAGCUCAGACAUUACAAAGAGACAUGAAAGACUUUGAGAAUACCAUGAUCAAACUGAACCAGAUGGGUGACCAGCUUAUUGUCCAGUCAAACUCCAGUGCUGAGAUAGCGAGGCGACUACAAACCCUGCGCGAACAGUGGCAACUGCUGAAGCAGAUGGCAGCAAAUCAGAGCAAAGCAGUGAGCGGACUUAGAAGCUUACAAGAGUUCAACCAGAAAGCUGAGCGACUAGAAGCUUGGAUCAGGCAGAAGGAAGAGAAACCUUUGCUAACUGCCCUGCUGCAAGAGAAUGCAGACAAGAUUCAGCUUACCCGACGCAUCCUUGACUUGAAACAGGAGGAGCAGCAGUUCCAGGCCCUGCAUGAGGAAAUGAACAGCCUGGCUCACAAACUUGAGAAGCAGGGGAAGAGCGAGAGCAGGAGCAUUAUGGCACGGCGGAAGCAUCUCAAUAAAAUGUGGCUGCAUCUCCAGGGGACACUGAAGGAACACCAUGAGACCCUGCAGCUGGCUCUGGAAGCAGCUGCCUUUGUCCAGCAAGCAGAAGUGCUCCUUGGGGCCAUCCAUGCAAAGCGGAGGAAUCUCUGUGGAGUGGGGAAACAGAGGGAACCUGAAACCAGCCCAGACCUGGAUGUCAGGGAUAUAGCUAGUCAGGUCAUGAUGCUGGAUGUGACCGUGUCCCAGUUGACAAGCCUCCAUCCCAGCCUAGUAGCACGAGUCUCUCUCAAGCAUCAAGAUGUGAAGGAGAGCUGGACCCAGCUCCAGCAGUUAUUGAGGAGAUCAAUUGAUUCCCCAAAUCGUGAGCAAGUGAAGAUGAUGCCCAGCAGUGCAGGGAGAGAGGCUGGAGGAAAAGCUGUAUGGGAGAUAUGGAAGGACAUCCAAAGAAGCCAAGAGGGCAACACAGACUCACCAGGCAAGGAGGCCAUCACCAGUGACAGCAGGAGGAGGAGGAAGAAGCUUCUCUGGCAUUCAAAUCCCUUGAAGGACCUGCCCCAGCAGGAGGCACAACUUCAGGACUUCUGCCAGGUUGCUGAUGGGGAGCUACACAGUUGGAGUCCUCAGGUGGAAGAUGCCCUUGAGGAACUGGAGGAUCUAUGGGAGGAACUGAGAAGGCGGCACCAAGAGAAUGGCGUGGCCCUAAGGGAGAUUGAUACAGCUCUGCGGUUGGUUGGGGAGAUAGAAGAGGCUGAGUGUUGGCUAGAAACUGUGCUAGGCUUGCUCUAUGAGCCAGCAGCAGCAGCAGCAGCGAACCUUGAUGACCUCCAUGGGGACCUAGAGAAGGUUGGCACCCUGGAGAACCAAUUGGAGGCGUGGCAUAUUAAGCUUCGAGCCCUGCAGGAGGAAAUGAAAAUGGACUCCCCCUCGGAACACACAGCAGCCGCAAUGAUUCAUAGAAAGAUGGAACGAGUGAAGGAAAAGUUUGCCUGUGUGCAGGAGGCUCUCCGGCGCCGAACAUCAGACUUGAAAGAUGCCCUGGUUUUAACCAAGUUCUUGCAGAAUGUGCAUAUGGAAGAAAUGCUGAGUCACAAGAACCAAGUACAGGCAGUGCCGGACCAGCUAGGCUCCCAAAAGCCUCUGCAGCUCCUCAUAGCCCAGAGUGCUCAACAGCUGAGCAGUGAGGACAUGAGCAGGUCACUGGAGGAAUUGCAAGAAGCAGUGGACAUGCUGAACAGUGUCAUGAAGGAGCGCGAGCGGGCCAUGGAGGCAGUGACCAAGACAGAGAACCUGAAGUGCUUUGAGCAGGCCUUCACAAGUGUGGAGGAAAUUAAGCUGGCCUGGGUCACCUCACGGAUCGAGACAAUGAGGAACAAAGCAGAAACACUGGCUCAGGACAUAAUGCAGGCAGAGAGAAGCUUUGCCACAGUGAAGAGUGAGGUAGAUCUUCUGGAGCUGCAGGGGCUCACAAAAAGGCAGAAAGAGAUAGAGAGUGAAAUUUCUAGCCUGGAAGGGGACAUGGAGAAAUUAGAGAGGACCUUCAUUGAGCUGGAAGAUUGCUCUCUGACUGAAAUGCCAAAUGAGUCCAGAAGAAUCGGUGAAACAUUGGAGGCUUGGAAAGAUCUGCAAAAGCUGGUGUUGGGAAAUGCAGUUCAUGGACAGCAAGCUGCUCAUUUGCGGCAAUUCUUCAGAGCUUAUUUAGCCAUUAUCUCCUGGACAGAAGAUACUCGGGCACAGAUAUUCUCUGAGACUAUGAGUACCCAUGGUCUCUCAGAAGCUCAGUGGGAAGACCUGGAAAGUAACAUGGAGACUAAGUUCAAGGAGUUUGAGGAGCUGGCAGCAGUUGGAUGGAAACUGGUAGCUGAGGAGCACAGCUUGAGUGAGACAAUAAAGGAGCGAAUGGAGGAGCUGCAAAGCAUGCUGGGAUGGGUGAUGGUGCGCUGGAGAGCACAGAGUUCCCAGAAGGACCCUGGCAGUAAGAGUGAUGGCAGGGAGACUCAGAAUGGCACGCUGAACAUGACUGAGCACUGCCAAAUUAAAGUAGUUCCUGAAUCAGGUGUGGGUGAAGCAAAUGGUAUCCUUAACUCCAGUGUUUCUGAGAGGCCUCCACUCACCCUCGGCUCCCUCCCAAAUGGUUCAGCAGCACAGCAAGAGAGCGAAUCGGUCUCCACUGCAGUGCUAUCUACCCUGGAUGUUCUUUCAGGGCACAGGCAGAGUUUGGAAGAAUUGGAAAACCACUUGCCCUUUGAGAUGGACGUCCCGAAGGAGACUCUGAUCCUAGAACCCUUGGAGACUCCUGUGCUACUGGUGCCCCAGCCAGGCCCUGGCAGUCUGGGUGGCACAGUGAACCUGAUAUUGAGCAUUGGGAAGAAAGCAGGGAGAGAAGCCACAGGAAGCCAGGUUGGAGCAGCACCAUCAAUGGGACAGGAAACCUUGCACAAGGUGAGCACCUAUUUGCACGUGAAGGAGAAAGAGGGAGACAGAGAUGCAGGCAUGGUUUGUGGAAGCUCCACUGUGCUGCGGCCUGCUAAGCAAACGCCCCCCGGAGCUCACUCUUCCCCAUUUCCCAGUCCUGGGUGGGGCACCUCAGCCUUCCACACUUUACCCAAGAUCAGCUCCAGCUGCUUCUUACGGAGCCUGAAGAGAAAAGGCAGAGUGGAGGCAGAAGAUGCCCAGCUACUCACCUUGCAAGGGAUCAUGGGAACUGAACCAAGCGACCUGCAGGCAGGGCAAGGGGAGAGGCGCAGCACUAGUAGCACCUGGCCCCCAAAGGGUAACAGGAGGGCACAGGCUUUGCAGGCAGUGUGCCCGGCACUCUGCAGAGAGUUGACAGACUAUGUGAAGAACCCAUUGGCACGGGCUAUUGAUGCUGAAUGUGACUUGGUUAGGGAAGUAUCUGGAUGUCAUGUGUUCCCAAGAGAGAGCAGAGGUCUCAACAGCCCCCCAUCACUGGUAGAGCAGAUGAGCAACACAUGCCAGCAUCUUCCUCUUGGUUCUGUCCUGAGCCUGGAGCUCCCCAAGGAUCCCACAGUCCUAAGGAAUAUCCAUGAUACCAUCAGAGUAGCAAAAGAGGGAGCAGCAGGAAGGAAGGGAAUAAGCCAGGCCUGCCAGGGAGCUCGGAGCAGCCCAGCUGGGACAAAAGUGCAGGAGAUUGGUAGUAGCCUGAAAAAGAGAGUGCUCGGAGGGCAGCCAGUCAUGCACCAAAGGCCCCUCAAGCCCAAAGAUGCUCGUGACAAGCUUCCCCAGGGUAAAGGAGGCACAUGGUUUGAAGAGGUGAGCAUCAACCCAAGCUACAGCAGGCAGAAGGCCUGCUUUGGUGCUCUUUGUGGAGAAGACAGGCAGAGUCCGAAUAGCCAGAGCAGUCCCAGUGACGACUUCCUAGAUUUCGAGCAGAACCGGCUAUCCCGCAUUAGUGUCCUGCAUGAGCAGAUAGGUAUAGAGUGGGACAGACUAGCUACCUCACUGGGUAUAACUGGCAGCUCCAAGGAGGCGCAGGUAAAGGCUCCUGCUGACCACAAAGCCAGAGAAGCAUCUUGGGUGAAGCUGAAGCCCUCGCCUGCUAAGCACACGGGCAGCUCCGAUGCAGUUUCCAGCAUAGCCAGAACUAAGAACUCUGCUGUGAAUGGGGCAGCAGAGAAGGGAAGCUGUGCGAGAACCUCGCCCUCCUUCCUCCACCUGCGGGUCAAAUCUCCUGCCAAGCUGUCUGUAUUUGAUUGUGAACUAGGCACCCCAACACCCUCAGGGGUGGGCCCUCUUGUCCUGGCUCCUGGAGGAAGCACGACUAAAGAGCCAAAGUUGCUGGAGGCUUGUCACCCUGCCCACGAGUUGUUUGAAGAGGAGGAAGAGGAGCUGCAGGCCAUAUGGAGCAAUGUGGAGAAGCACAAGAAAAGCUCGGGGAUCCACAGCAGCCCUGCUGGAAAGGUGAAUAAGCUGCAAAGUCCAGACAGCUCUGGUGAAAGACUCCUCCUGGCAGCGGCAGACAAUUUGUUGGUGGCUAAGUUCAAGCUCCCCGCCCCUGCCCAGCUGCUUCAGAGGUCUGAAGGAGAAAGAGGGACUAGUUGUGGCAGUCCAAGUCGGUGCCGGGCACCCAUGCCUUCUGGCCAGGAGCCAUCAGAAGGGGCAGUUGCUGCAGCUGUGAGGUCACUGCAGAGUACCUGCCCAGGGACCCAGCAGAAGCUUCAGGCGGAGGGCAGAAGUAUUGGAAAGACUCUUCCCAGUAAACUUGAGCUUCAGAUGAUGGAAGGAACUUUGGAGAGGAAGCAUCUGUUGCAGGCAGGAGGCAAGAAGGCAAAUUGUCGUUCCUGGAACACAUUCCAUACAGUACUGAUGAGACAAACUUUGUGUUUCUACCAGGACAAGAAAGACACCCUCAAGCAGAGUUCUGCAGUGGCCUUGCCGCUGAACCUCCGUGGAGCCGUUUGCACCCUAGAAACAGAGUAUAUCAAAAAGAACAACUGUUUCACACUACAGUUGAAGGAUGACUCCAAGUACCUCCUUAGAGCUCCUACUGAGCCACUCAUGCAGGAGUGGAUUACAAAAUUGCAGCAGAACUCAGGCUUACCUGAAGUGGACUUUUUCCAGUCAGCUUCCCAGACUGCCCAGGAGACGACCUCUGCUGUUAGUGUGAUUCCUAGCCAUGGAGUUCCCCACUUCCUUGGCCCUCAUCAGUCUCUCACAGCCAAGAGCCAAGAGGCCAUACUCUUACCCAGAUCAAGUGUCAGGCUGCAGCUGCCUUAUGAAAAUCAGGAUGACGUAUUGGAUUCAGCAGAAUCACGGACAGCAGAUAGCCAGAAAUCUGCUGCCAUUUAUACCACAGAUCACAGUCUGAGGCAGUGCUCUCCUACAGCAUCUACAAGGUCGCAGGAACCUUACAUUUUUGAGGAAGAGGACUAUGGGCUAGUGGCGAACAAGAGGCGAUCAUAUUCCUUUACCUCAGCUACGUACCAGAAGAUCACACCUUUGUCGGUGUCCAAGGAACCCUUGGGCCUUGGCAGCAGCUACUCAGUCACUCUGUACAUUGGAGAGCAGACACCGACUCCUCCCAGGCCUCGCUGCCAUUCCUUCAUCGCCUCUCCUGGUGGUGCCCGAGAAACCUUGGGUGAGAGGAGCCAAGGCGCCUCACCUCGCCAGAAGAACAAAUCUGUCUUCAGAAAGUUCUUUGGGAAGAAGGACUGAGAUACCAGCUCAUUCUCCUCAGCCAAGGAGUGGGAUUUGUGGCUGCAUGCAAGAGCUUGAACCUUCCUAGGACUGGGCCCAAUGGCUACCAGGGGACACUGUUGUGAUGGACCAUUGCUUGACAUUUGCUCUCUCUCUCUCUCUCUUCCCAAGGAGGUCAGGUGAGAGAGGUGGGACUGGUAGGCUCUGUGAAACAAUCCCUUAUCCCUCAGCCCUCUAUGCCAUUCAACUCAACCCUGAUAGGGGUAGCAACCCCAGGGAAUAGCAGCUGAAAGGGUCAAAGGUCUUCAGGGAGAAAGGAAAUUAAAAUUAAAAACCACCCCACCUAAUUCAUAUUGUUGCAGGGUAGUAUAUUCCAACUACCAUGGGCUUUUUCUCUACAAGCACAGAGCACAGCCUUUGUUUGACACACAAGCUAAUAUAGGAAAUCAGGUACUGUAAUACAUUCCCAGGCACAUACACAUUAAUGCUGUAUUUGUAUUCAAGGCAGGGGUUUGUGGAAGACUCAUGUUGCUUCUCUUCCUUCCUAACAAAUGUUUGCAUGGCUCAUGAUGGGAUCAAAAAAGGAAGCGCUUUCUCAGUAACAAUUAUCCUGACUACCGUAUGUUAUUUACACAGCCAUAUAGGGUUGCCUUUUGUUUUUUUAACUUGACCUGGUGCCUUUGCAGAUAUUAGCAGGGGAUAAUGUGUAAUUUCCUGAUUUCUGCAGGUCAGGCUUUGUAAAAUGCACAUGUCAACACGCACACACACACACACACACAGAGAGAGAGAGAGAGAGAGAGAGAGAGAGAGAGAGAGAGAGAGAGAGAGAGAGAGAGAGAGAGACCAGGCCAAGGAUUAUCUUGUGAGUCAGUCCUAAAGUCUGCAACAGAGGCCAGAGCAAAGGAAUUAUUUCUUGGGCAAAUUGGUACAUUACUAAUUUAGAAUGGGCAUGGAUUAAGGUUUGUGGAGGAAACUUUAAUCCAUGCCCAUGGAACUAGUUUUUUUGUUUUGUUUUGUUUUUGCACCUCAAAAAGAACAAUUUCUGUACCUACCCUUUUUAUGGUUCAGAAAUACAGGGUGAGUUCUCCAUUGUGUGUGUGCAUGCGUGCACAAGAAACCUUAAUGUUCUGCUUUCUUUUCUCCUGCACUAUGAUGCCUAAUGCAGCGGCAAUUAAGACUUGUUAAAUAGUCAGUUGCAUCUCCUCAAGAGACAUUAACACCACAUUAAAACACCAAUUGGC
This is a messenger RNA of Zootoca vivipara (common lizard), 8327 nucleotides long. RefSeq lists its product as uncharacterized. Lineage: Eukaryota; Metazoa; Chordata; Lepidosauria; Squamata; Lacertidae. The record is from RefSeq and is a predicted model, not a curated record. Gene Ontology annotation, molecular function: phospholipid binding; protein binding.